GGAGAUUCCAGUAGUGCUGGCCAUGUCCAGCUCGACCUGAGAAAAAUUACAUGGGCAACCAGGCCAACCAGCCACACCAAACGCAAAAGCAACAGCUAAGGCAAAAGCAAAAGCAAUUCAUUAAAUCGAGAACAGAAAAAAUGCAUCAAAGCUGGUUAAAAUGAGCGAGAAACCCAGUGACAAAAGUGGGAAAAAAACUAUUGAAAAAGUAACCGCAUUAGAGGAUGCAGAAGCGUCCGAAACCGGAUGCGAAGCGCAUGACGGGACCGGGACUGGGACCGGGGCCGGCCAAGCCGCCGCGUCUGAAGGCCGCUGCCAAAAAGCAGUUGCAGUUCGAGAGUCCGUUGCCACGUCGGACACGCGGCCAGGAGCCCCAGAAGCAGUCAGAGAAAGUCAUUGCUAUGCCGGACAGCAGCCAGGAUGCGGACACGGAUGCGGCAGCGGAAGCAGCAGUGGACGUGCCAGAAACAGGGCUGCUCUCACGGCCGGACUCGACUCCGCAUUCAGUGUCCGUGGCAGGUCCUGGCCAGCGAACAAAAAAGCGUCUCGCCGAGGGCUGCACCAGUCUCAUGUACGCCUGCCAGCAGGGUGACAUUGUCCAAGUGUUGGCCCAAAUACGCGCCAAGCCCCAACUGCUGCGGCAACGGGACCGCAGCCAUCGCAACGCGCUGCACUAUUGUGCCGCGCAGGACGUGGAGCAGAGCAGAGACCUCGUGGCGGCCGCCAGCAUUGCCAUAGCAGCUCCCGAGCUGCUCGAGUCCGCCGACGAGGAUGGCUUCACGCCACUCCACCUGGCCGUUAUCCAGGGCAACCUGGCCAUGGUCAACCUGCUCCUGGCCAACAAGGCGGACGUGAAUGCGGUGGACAAUGAGGGGCACUCGGUGGUGCACUGGGCAACGGUUUGUGGUGAGGUGGAGUCCUUGCGUGCCGUCCUGGCAGCAGGAGCCAGUGUAGCCAAGCCGGAUGCUAAUGGCGGCACUCCCCUACACUAUGCCGCUCAAAUGUGUGGCGCCACUCAUGACAGCAAGCAGCAGGCUUCUUCCACUGCCAGCACCAAGUUGUCCCUGGAGAUCCUGGGCAUCUUGCUGGCCCAUCCACAAAGCAGCGUGGAUGUUCAGGACAAAGACGGACGCCAGCCCCUACUCUGGGCAGCUUCAGCCGGUUCUGCAAAGGCUGUGAUAGCCUUAGUCAAAGCUGGAGCCCGUGUGGAGUCUUCUGACAAGGACGGUCUUACUGCCUUGCAUUGUGCUGGUUCCCGGGGCCACACCGAGUGCAUCGAUACCCUUAUUGGUUUGUGCGGCGCCCCAACGGAUCUCAUCGACUCCAAUGGGUGUACAGCUCUCCAUUAUGCCGUAACCCUGGGCCAUGCCGAUGCCACGGCCAGAUUAUUGGACUUGGAAGCGGAUCCCAACCGACAGGAUCGAAAGGGUCGCACUCCCGCUCACUGCGGCUGCUCCAAGGGACAGUUCGAAACCCUAAAGCUGCUGAAAGAGAGCGGCGCCAAUCUGUGGCUGAGGAAUGCCAAGGGGGAUUUGCCGCUCCAUGAAGCGGCCGCCUCGGGGCGACGGGAGCUGGUGGAGUGGCUGCUGAGCCAACGGCCCAAACAGGUCAAUACCACCAGCAAUGACGGACGCAGCCUGUUGCACAUUGCGGCGGCAAAUGAUUACACGGAUAUGUGCAAGCUGCUGCUGGAUUACGGCGCUGAUGUCAACGCCGUGUAUCGCAAUUCCCGAGGGAUAGUUUUGACGCCCCUGGACGGAGCUCUGCAGCGUGGCCACCGGUCUACCGCGAAGUUCCUGCAGGCCAACGGCGGCCAGCCUUCCAAUAAAGUCCGGCUGAGCAGCCGGAGAACGGGGAAUCCUUUCCACGAGACAAACGCCGCGGACUUGGUGAGACCUUUGAAGUAUGUGGAGAAGGAAGAGCUCCACGAUCUGCGCAGCUCCAAGAAGUAUGUCGUGUAUCUCAAGCGUUCCGAUUCGGACAAUGGCAAUGCCAAUGGGGAUCCGGAGGCGGACUGCAGUUGCUCGGAGCAGACCUACCGCAAGGAACAGCGUCUGCGGCAUGUCUGCCGGCGGCACAAGCGUCGCCAGUUGAGGAGGCGCACCAGCAGCUGUGGGGAGUCCAAGCACGAGCGGUGCAGUGAGAUUUGUCGUUCCAAGAGUAACAUAGAGAUUCGGAGGCGCAAGUCCAGGGAGAGAUAUGCCAGCUCCACCGAGUGGGAGGAGGAGGAGGACGACGCGGACGAGGACUCGUGCGAAAACUGUUGCUAUCACAAGAGGCAAAAGGAGCGGGUGGUUUCCCGGAAGCGCUCCACUUCUUCCAGAAAGUCAAAAGACCGUCCGGAUAGUGAUGUCGAGGACGAGAAGAGGAAUCACACCGCCCACUCCUCCCCAGAAAAGGAGGCAAGGAAACCCUUAACCGCCAAUGGGGAUUUGGCGAAUCAGUCUAAUGUGAAGGAACGACCUCAAUCCGCCAGUAGGCCGCCCACCAAGGAGGGAACUUUUAUUAAAUCGCCUCCAGAGAGUGGCAAGGUGGAAAAUUCCAGCGUCGUUGAAACCCUCCAAGUAGAGGAAUCGCAUGCCGUAGAGCUUACUGAUGAAGAGCCGGAGGCAACGGCUCAGUCCGUGGUCACACAGGUUGAUGUCCACCACGAUGCGGAGGCCAACACAUCAAAAUCCUCACAAGAACUAGGCUCUGUGGAUGAGAAGGCGUCCGAGAACGAGAAGGAGCAGGUCAGUGAGACGCAACAGGAUCAGGAAGCCAAGCUGCAGCUGAGCGAGGAGGAGACCCAGCAGGUAUCCAAGGAAGUGGAGCAAAUGAUAAAAAUAGCAGCCACCGCCUUGAGCAGCGAAUCCAAGAGUUCAGUGGAGGAGCCAUCAGCGGAGCAGUCGAAUCCAGAAGUAAACGAAGCUCCGGCAAAAACACCAGAAGUGCCUAAAAAAGAUGUUAAGGAAUCCAGUGAACCCAAAACCCCAGAGGCUGCCCCAGUCGUACCUGCUGCCAAGCCACCAACGGCCCCCGAGGAGGAGGCUGCCAAGCCACAGGCAGCCGCAGAGAAGCCACAGCCGAAUAAGUCCACUGCCGGCGGAGGGUUAGAGACGGAGCCUUCAAAACCAGCCUCGGCUGGCAAAAAACGCGAACAGAUGGAGCAGGCGAAUUCCAAGCCCACUACAAGCACUACCCCCACCCCGACCUCUAACCCUCCCCCAUCUACAGCUCCUCCUAACCCAGCUCCUUCGCCCGCCGCAGAGCCUAAAAAACCGCCAACCGCACCCCAGCCACGCCCUCCUCCCCCGCCCAGCCAAGAGCAGCCGCAACGGGAGCAGGAAUCCAGGCGCUCCUUCACACUUCUGCCCUCCGAUUCGGCGGACGAUGACCCAGUUGCACAGCCAAGUCCAGGAGCAGGCGCCUCCAAUGAUCCGGCCACUGAGCGAAAAUCGAGCUUCCAAGUGCUGAAGAGCGACGACUCUCUGGGCGAGUUGGAUGCGGAUGCUUCCAAGCGCCAGCCGGGUCGGAACACAAAUAAAGUCUUUCAGGUGGUGAGCGAGGGAAACGCCCCCAGCCAGCUGCCCAGUGCCUCGGAGCUGGAGAAGAUGGACUACGAGUACGAGGAGUUCGACGACGAUGAGUACGACGAGGACGACGCAGAUGGCAUUGAUCCGGAGCACGACAGCGCCUUGCGUCGUUUCCUUAGUAGCGGCAAUCGACAUGGAGUGGGCAACCCGGGAGCUGGAGGUGUAGGAGCCGCAGCUGGAGAUGGAGACACUUCCGAGGGCCUAGCUAAUGGCCGGAAACGUCGCCUCAAGAAACGAGUGCGUAGCGGCAACAAGACGCGCAGCAAUUGGAAAAAUGCCCAAGAGACCCGCGACGGCCCAGGAGCCCUGGCCACCAGCAAGGAUCAGGAUUCGGGCUUCGAACCCAGUCCGCGGGCUGAGCGUAGCAAGAUUCCCACACUGCGAUCCGCCCACACAGCCAUGCCACGGCGACCCAUCUACGCCACACUGGACGGGCGUUCGUGCAGCAGUCGGCUGGAAAACCGCAAGCCCGGCGACAAGGGAGCCUGUGACAUGGGCGCCGUGACGCGUUCCAUUCAGCGAAAUAUUCGGAGAUACUACAUGGAACGAAAGAUCUUCCAGCACCUACUCGAGCUAAAAUCUCUGCAGAUCCGCUCCAGCAAGCUCAACGAGGCCGUGCUGGUGAAGCGUGCUGUCGAGGAUUAUCACAAGUCCUGCGUCCUGUUGGGCAGUGAGACGGGCACUCGUCUUCGGCGUUACAACUUCACCGAGUACACGUUCAAGAACUUUGAGUUGUUUCUCUACGAGACCCUUAAAGGACUGCAACGGCCCGGCACCAAUAACUUCCAGAACAUCAAUGAGGUGUACGAGGAGGCGGAGCGGCGCUUGAGUCCGGACUACAAUGCCUACGAGAAAGCCUUGCAAUGCACCACCAAGACGCACCGCUGUCUUCAUGCCGCACAUGCCUACACGGGUAUCCCCUGCGCCGCCUAUAUUCCCAUGAUGAAUCAUCACACGAUGCCAAAGUUCGGCUUUGGCCCUUACAAGAAGACCGGCAGUGUGAGCAGCUUCUUCCUGCCCAAAAUCCUGACCAGCGGUCGUGCCUCCAGUGGACGGGUGGGCGGCAUGGGUAGUGCCGGCGGCGGCGGAGGUGGCAGCCGUUGCAACCACAAAGUGGCACUGGAGCUAUCGCACGGCAAGAACAAACAGCUAAUUUCACUGCCGGCGGAAAAGUUGGACAGCAAUAAACGGUAUUACGUGACGUUUACCGUCAAGGACUCCUCGGGGCAGGGCAGCGCCAUCGAAUCGCACCGACCAGCAGCAUUCCAGCGGUGUGGCAGUGCCGCGGGCGACCCGAGCGGCAAGUAGCUUGCGUCGUAUACGUAAUAUAACGUAUACGCACCGUAUGCACCACAACCAUCGUCAUAAGGCAUACCCUUCACCGGCCGGAGCUCCUGCCCUUUGUCCUCAUCCCUUUGAUGCUGCUGCUGCUGCUCCAAAUGCAUUAAAACAAUGCCAUGGCAACAUUUUGUGUCGCUGCUACUGCUGCUGCUUCUGGAUCUGUAGUUGCCUUGUUGUG
Molecule: messenger RNA, 5094 nt
Organism: Drosophila bipectinata
Lineage: Eukaryota; Metazoa; Arthropoda; Insecta; Diptera; Drosophilidae
Biological process (GO): protein localization to ciliary inversin compartment
Cellular component (GO): ciliary inversin compartment
Molecular function (GO): protein binding
Source: RefSeq, a predicted model, not a curated record